AUGGCUCUGGGUGUAUUUGGAGCGUUUAAGGGCAUUGAUGCCUUUGGCAGAACAAGCGAAGAUGUCAAGGUCAAGACAAGAACAGGGGCCUUUCUCACUCUUAUCUCGGCCUUUUUCAUCGCAACAUUUACCUUUAUCGAGUUUAUGGACUUUCGACGCGUAGGCGUGGAUACUGCCAUCGUUGUCGACCGCAGUCGUGGCGAAAAGCUCCAAGUCGUCUUCAAUAUCACCUUUCCCCGCGUUCCAUGCUUCCUUCUCAACCUGGACGUGACCGACAUUAGCGGCGACGUCGUCCGCGAAAUCACUCACCAUGUCGUCAAGACUCGUCUCGACCCCGCCGCCCAUCAGCCUAUUCCCGACGGAAUAUACCGUACCGAUCUCAAGAGUGACCUGAGCAAGCAACUCACUGCGACGAGCAAGGGCUAUUGUGGCUCGUGCUACGGCGGUCAGCCACCAGAGGGUGGAUGCUGCAAUACCUGCGACGACGUUCGGAGGGCAUAUACCGAUCGUGGAUGGGCCUUUGGAAAUCCCGACCAAAUUGAUCAGUGCGUCAGCGAGAAUUGGACAGAAAAGAUUAUGGCAAUGCAACGCGAAGGAUGCAACAUUGAGGGCCGUGUGCGUGUCAACAAGGUCACUGGCAAUAUGCAGUUCAGUCCCGGUCGCUCGUUUGUCGUCAACCGCCCAGAAGUUUACGCUCUGGUCCCUUACCUCAAAGACUCGAAUCACUUCUUCGGACAUCACAUCCACUCCUUGGAGAUCUAUGACUACGAGGAAGAUACCUGGACACGAAGAAAUCUACCUGAGCAAAUCAAGGAGCGCCUCGGUAUUACCAAACCCCCGCUUGAGGACGUCUACGCACAUACCGAAAGUGCCGAUUACAUGUUCCAAUACUUCCUAAAGGUUGUCAAAAGCUCGUAUAAGAGCCUCGACGGCAAGGCUUACUCGACCCACCAAUAUAGCACGUCGUCAUUUGAACGAGACUUGGCGACCAUGAGCCACGGCAAAAACGAGGACGGUAUCGAAAUCGUUCACGAGCGUCAAGGCGUACCCGGUGUCUUCUUCAACUUUGAGAUCUCGCCCAUGGAGGUCAUUCACAUUGAGCAGCGUCAGAGUUGGGCGCACUUCAUUACAUCUAUGGCUGCAAUCAUUGGCGGAGUCUUGACGGUGGCAACUCUCGUCGACGCGCUAUUAUUUAACACGCAAGGGCUCAUCAAAAAGGGUGCUGCGGCUGUUGCAGCAGACGGAAAGCAACCUUAUCAGCCAGCACCAGCCGUCAAGAUGAUGUAA
This is a messenger RNA of Serendipita indica DSM 11827, 1287 nucleotides long. Lineage: Eukaryota; Fungi; Basidiomycota; Agaricomycetes; Sebacinales; Serendipitaceae. The record is from the annotation of a GenBank genome assembly.